ACCAGCACAGGAGCAACAUCUGAGCCCAAAACCACCACUCCCACUUCCUCAGCCACAUUUCAAGCUCACACCCCCCUACAUACACACAGCCUCACAGCUGAGUGGGAGUGGAAUUUGUGCGUCUUGUACAGAUUGUGCAGACUUCUCUUUGUUUGUGAAUGACUGGCUUGGACUGUGUGUGUGAGGGGGGCAUUGAAGUGGGUCAUACAGGACCACUGGAGGAGCGAAAGAUAAACCUACCAGAAGAGAGAUGAUCCAAGCUUGCACGCAUCAGCACCCAGCAUGAUGCCUGUACUGCAGCCGCCUCCAGUUCAAGUACAAAGCAUCUCAAGGAACAAAAGGAUGGGAGGCAACUGAGGCAGCUACAGCAUACCAUCAGUGAUUUCAUCAGCUGUCCGUCAUGCAAGGCUUGGAGAUUUUUCAAGGACCUGCAAAGGAUUCUUAGAUUUUUUUCCACCACCCUUCCCUUCCAAUCCGUCAGUACUGGUGCGCUUCAGGUUCUUGCAGGCUCCUGAGGACCAGCGGUGUGUGGAGAAUGCAGGACCAUGGAGGAGAGAGACAGGUCGCCAGCAGUCUGCCGCACAGUGUUAAGGCGAGCCUGUCCCUUUCUCCACCUGGGCCGGGACGGGUGGGCAGCGGUGGGGGCUCCCCCACAUCCAAAAUUGCACCCUGCGCAGGAGGGGUACCUGUGGAGGACAUGCAAGCCCUGGCCAUCACCUCACUUUCUGCAGCAGAUGUAGCCAAACAGUUUGAGCACAUCCGCGAGCUGGGAAAGGGAACCUACGGCAAGGUGGACCUGGUGGCUCAUAGAACCCAGGGUACCAAGAUGGCGCUGAAGUUUGUCACCAAAAACAAGACAAAGCUGAAGAGUUUCCUGCGGGAAUUCAGUCUAACAGGCUCGCUUAGCUCCAGCCCGUUCAUCAUCAAAGUCCUGGACGUGCUUUUCGAGACAGAGGACAGCUAUGUAUUUGGACAAGAGUAUGCCCCCGCUGGGGACCUUUUCGACAUUAUUCCCCCACAGGUGGGCCUGCCGGAGGAAAUGGUGAAACGCUGCAUGCAACAACUUGGUUUGGCCCUGGAUUUCAUGCACAGUAAAAAUUUAGUGCACCGUGACGUCAAACCAGAAAACGUGCUGCUGUUCGACCGUGAGUGUCGUCGCAUUAAGCUGGCUGACUUUGGCAUGACCCGCCGAGUGGGCUCCCGCGUAAAGAGGGUGAGCGGCACCAUCCCCUACACAGCGCCCGAGGUGUGCCGCGCCAGUCGCACAGAGGGCUUCCUGGUGACCACCAGCCUGGAUGUGUGGGCGUUUGGCGUGUUGGUCUUCUGCAUGCUCACGGGUAAUUUCCCCUGGGAGGCGGCGCUCCCGGCUGAUGCGUUCUAUGAGGAGUUUCGGCGCUGGCAGAAAGCGGGGUGCCCUGUGGGAACGUAUCCGUCACAGUGGCGCCGCUUCACUGAUGACGCCCUGCGCAUGUUCCAGAGGCUCCUUGCUGCUGAGCCUGAAAAACGUUGCGGGGUCAAAGAUGUCUUCUGCUUUGUCAAAUAUGAGCUUGUGAGCGAGCUCAGGCGCAGAGCGUCCUACCGCGCCAAGAGAGGGGAAAGGUCAAGUUCGGGGGUGUGCACUGGCAACUGUACUUCAUCAUCUUCAUCAUCUUCCUCCUCACGCACCACCCACAGACAACCAGAGCCUUCCACACCUCCUGGAACCUCCUGCCUUCGCCCAGCACCUCUCAAACGGAGUGUUCUCUCCGACCCGUUGUCACCCAGAGAGGAGUCUGGACAGCACCAGUCUCCUGGCCGGGACAAAAACAAAAGCCAGAUGGUCAUGGCGACCGCCAUUGAAAUCUGUGUGUAACCACACUUGUGCUAACUAAAUGGCUUUUCACAGUAAGAGCAACUCGUUCAAGGGACUUCUCUUAAUAAGGAGAAACGGGAGGCUCGGGAUCAGCCGUCAAUCAGCAGGAUGGACAGAGACAAGCCAUCUUAGGUCAUGGCCAAAGAAGGAUGAGAGAGAGCUUCAGCAGAUGUUUCUCCUUAGCAGAAAAUUCCUAACAAGUGUUUAAUCAGUCUACACAAUGUGGUGGUGCUAAGAUCACACAGUAAGAUACUACAUGAUAACGGCUUCUCCUCACUUGCCACUUUAUAGCGUUUUGGUGUCUCAGAUAAGCUCCAAGGAGGCUUCAGUUCAUAUAGAGGCCAGUGAUCUAAGAGCAAACAUCUGACUCCAACAUCCAGUGCAUUAGCAUCCAAAAGACCGCUAUGUAGCAGAGAGACUCACCUCAGGACCCUUCAGUGGAUCACUUCUGUUUUAUUAGUAAUCCAUUCCAGUAAAUCUAUUGUCUGUUGGACUGCAGGGAUCCAUGAACAGAUUAACAGGGACUGUACAUUGUAUCAGAGCAGAAGUGGUGAACAAUAAGAAGGAGAUGGAAUAUCUUCAUAUUUUUCCCCUUUUCUACUUGUGAGUGUGUGAAUUUCCAACACUAAAAAGCACAAGAUGUUUCUAAAGGAGGAUGAAGCGUACUCAAUAUUGUAGAUACAUUUGGUAUUUAAAAAGUGCUCUGUACUAUCAGGUAGUUCAACGAUGUAGCUGUACUUUUUCUAAAAUCAGGGGUUUAGGUCACUUGUCAGGUCAAUGCAUUGUAUGUAGCAACUAAACUUGACAUGGCAGAAUGUACAGUGUAGAGAUACUUAGAGCCUAUGAUGAUGUUUAAACACUAUAGCUGCUACUUUUCUUCAACUUUGCUCGGUUUAGAUGAAUUAUUGGUCGUGGUGUGACACGAUUGGCUGUGCUGGAAUUAAUCAUUGCUUUCCCUAAACAGAACAGCUGAUUUAGUUUGGCGUAGUACAGAAAUGUUGGCGUUUAGAACGUAAAAAACAUUCAAAGGUGUACAAAUUGACUGCAAUUUCUGUCACCACUGAUUGGUACUGUACCACAUUUUGGCCCCCUUCCAUCAGGGGUUAGGUACCAAGAGGGUGGUGCAUGUGCAAGUGUCACUUCUGUGCAAUAUCUGGAAUAGGAAAAGAACAAAAGAUGCCUGUUUUCAAACAAAGUAUAACUUUAAAGUGUACCAGUUUUUGGCAUCCUGCUGUGUGGGAUGGUAUCUAAAUAUUGGAGUUAUGACACAGUACAACCUGUCGACCCUCUCCAUCAAUGACUUGAAAUUUAAUUGUCACCUUGAUGCAACGUCCGCAAUGGAAAUGAAAAAAAACAAUGUACCAAAUGACCUGAUACGUACCUGGCCAAUUUUUGCCGCACGUGUGUAGGAGUUCUGUACCCAAAGGGUAAUGUUGCACAUUGAUUGGUGGACAGAAUUGCCAUUUUUGUGCAACUUAAAGUCUGGAAUGAAAAUAACAAAAAACAUGCCUUUUCUCAAACAAAGCACACCAAAAUACUUGAUCUGUGUUGUAGCUAAUUUGGGUACCCUUCAAUAAGAGUUCAGCAGCUAAAUGGCGGAGCGAGACACACUGCAUCCUGUUGAUUGGUCGCCAGUGAAUUGUCACGUUUGUGUAACAUCCAGAAUGAAACAGGAAGAAAACAGAAUGUGUGUUUUUUGUAGUGUAGUCACAUGGGCUGAUUUAUAAUGUUCAAAUUUUUGGAACUCUUUUGUAGGGUUACAGUACCUAACGUGGGAAGCUUGGUGUACUGAACCCUGUUGAUUGGUGGAAAAAAAUCAUCACUUUUGUGUAACAUGGGAAUAUAUUGCUAAUAACACAGAAAUGCGCGUCAAAAUAACUAGUUUGUACUGUACCAUAUUUUGGCAUCCUCUUUUGGGGCUAUGGUACCUAAAGUGUGGCCCAAGACACACUGGUGAUUGGUUGACAGAACUGCCAUUUUUCUGCGUCAAAGGGAAUGGAAUGAGAAGAACAUUAAAACAUGCCCAUCUGUGCUUUACCAAUUUUUUUGCAUUUUUCUUUAGGAGUAUGGUACCUAAAGGGUGCAUGUAAACACAAUGCAUUUUUAUUGGUUGACAUUGAAUUGCCAUUUUGGUGCAACAUAGGGUAUAGAAUGAACACAAUAACAUGCAAUUUCUCAAACAAAGCGCACCAAAAUAUCUGAUAUGUACUGUGCCAAUUUUUGGUGCUCUUCUGUAGGGGUUCAGCACCUACAGAGCACAGCUAGACACACUGCACCCUGGUGAUUGGUUAACAUUGAAUUGUCACUUGGACAAACAAAAUACAGUGGAACCUCGGUUAAUGUGUUUUUUGGUUAAUGGUGAAAAUUUAUGCCAGAAUUUGGCCUCAAUUUGUGGUUAACAAAAUGGCGCGUGUCUUGUUAUGUUGUUUAUAAUUUAUUAUUACUACACUGCAUUGCAACUGUGUUCUUAAUGUAUUUUUUAAUCACAAAACAUCUUUGUUAGCAGCUUGCUACUACAUGGAAACAGGAACCGUCGCCCGUCUAUGAUGCCAUCACCGGUUGACAUCAUUGUUGCCAAGUUGUUUCUUGAAUUCACUAGUGUUUCUCAUCUUGUCAAAAUAGUGCAAGUUCUUUGGCUCCAUUUGGGGUUUUUUGCAGCCAUGAUCAAAAGAAAAGCAGAGACUUAAGGUAAGAAACACUACUGAAUUCAAGAAAUAACUCCGAGCAAAACAUGACCUUUGUGUCCGUGUUGCUCUUGCUGCCAUAUCAUGUCUUUGCCAUCAACACGUCUUCAGUGUUUGUUUAUCCCUUUCAUUCAGCAUUUAUAUGUAUUUAUAUAGCAUUUUUAAUUGUUUUCUGCAUGCAAAACUAUAAAAAUGUCUUGUGUGUUAAUAUUUUUGGCUUUCUGGAGCGGAUUAAUUGGAUUUAAAUUAUUUCUUAUGAGAAAAAUUGAUUUGGUUUGAGUACGUUUCAGGAUUGAGCCGUUUGUUUUGAGUUGGACUUUCUGGAAAAGGAUUAAUGACGCUAAUCAAGGUUCCACUGUACAGUAUGUCUUUUCGAAAACAAAGCGUACCAAAAUAACUGAUCUGUCCCAAAAACCUUUUUGCCACCUUUCAGUUUGAGUAUGGCACCUGAAGGCACCCUAUUGUUUGCCGCACAACACACCUUUCUUCAAACAAAGCACACCAAAAUAUAUGAUUUGUAGCGUAAACAUUUUGGCCAUUUUUGGCUGGGGUAUCAAAGUUGUGUAGUAAAUGAAUGUAGAGGACGCAGUUAUGGCAGUCUACAUAAUAAUGAUAGAAACAGGGGUUUACAAUUCCAAACCUGUACGUACCGCACUGCCUGAUGGGAACACCCUACAUUUUUUUAUGUGCAAUCAUCAGAGCUUCUUGGUGGUCUUCAGUCAGCUCCUACAUGAACAAAACAGCUAUUAUUUAAUAUCAAAGGUGAAAUCCAGUAGAUAAGCAGUUAUGUUCACUUGAAUUCUGAAGUUCUUCCCUUAGCAGAUCCCAGGUGGUUUUUGUCUGUAGAAAUUACCUCUGUGUCAACUAUUGUUGUCUGAUCGAUCCCAACCUCAACGCUCGAUUGUAGCUUCGGCCUUCAAACAGUUACGCCUAAUUACAAGAAGCACCGCAUCAAUGCUACAGCGAGCGCUCGUUACCGUCAUUGUUCAUGUUUUUAAAAAAACUCUCACGUUUGUGUGUGCGUGAACAUGCGGCUGUUUUCACCAUCCUCAUUCCCCCGCUCCUCGUUCUGGCCCCGACAGCCCAUCAGCUCUGUUGCCAUAGCGACAGUGCCACACUGCUCCCCUAGUUGGGUUCUGUCCUCUUCAAGUCUAAUUGUGCCCAAAUUAAAGAACUUGCCACAAUAGGCUCCCUUUCACUGUCACGCUAAGCCUUUUAUCACAAUUGCUCAACUUAUUUAAGCGGAAAAGAUUGUCAGAAAUAAAGGUAGUUGUAUCUACGUCCCUCAGGGUGGACUAUACAAAAAUGGAGGGCUGAUUAUUGGACUCCAAGGCUUGUCGUUUUUUCAGGGCCGAAAAGGUACAAGUAUGUUGCCAGGCAGUAAAAGUGCGACCUUUGCUGUAACACAUGCCAUGUUUCAAUUAAUUGCCAGCUGCGUCAUCCUCCCAAAUCGAUGCCUCCUUCAAGUAAAGGUUAUAAGUUUGUGUGUUUAAGCUGCAUGGGUGUAGAGAAGCGUGGUCACAUGGCGUGGUCACAUGGGCACAGGUGGGUGCGUACGCUUACAUACAAGGAAGCUAUAAAUGGCGUACACUUGCUGGUGCCAGGAGAGAGCAGGAGAGAAGAAGACAGUUUUCUUUUAUGCAUUUUUCAUUCGCAUUGUCACAUUUUCCUUACACUGCUGCACUCCAUGUGUCAUCAUUGUCACAUGCAAGGCAUGUUUGCCAUCCCCGCUAUCAAAGCUUUACUUAUUAUAACAAACCCACCACACAAAGGUAUUUUGUUCAAGGUCUCUGUUAAGCACAACAUCAAGCACGGAGGACCUCUGCGGCAAAAAGGUACAAGGAGGCUGCAAUAGGCGGGUACUUUCUGGAGUUGAGUAAAUAAAUGACCACGAGCACUAUUUUAAAAAAUACGACCUCAAAAGCAGUGCAUUAUUUGAAUAAAUAAUGGCCUCCUCCCAGAUAAAUGCCUCCUUCAAAUAAACUGCUGGUACUCUCUGCUGUUGAGUAGCUACAUACACUCUUCCACUGCGCAAUAUAACCACAAAAGCUGUACCUUUAAGCAUAUCACCUCAAUAGUACAAAAAAAUGGCCUCCUCUUAAAUAAGCACCUCCUUCAAAUAAACACAUGGUACUUUCCGAUGUUGACUAAAUAAACACUCCUGGCCAAUAUUUGAGAAAAUAUGGGAAUAUAAGCAAGACCAUUGAGGGUAACUCCCCAUUUGUACAAAUAAAUGCCACUGCUCAAAUUAACGCUUCCUAGAAAAUAAACACCUGAUACUGUCUGUAGUUGUCUCUUCCAGUUCCUAUCUGACGAACUGCUGGUAUCAAAGCCUUACUGUUAAAGACAUCUCUCCAUUUUCAUAAAUAAAGUCCCUUUCAAAUAGAUGCAUCAUUCAAAUAAAGAGCUUAUGCUUUUCCAGUCUGUAGUUGAGCAACUGCAAAAGUAAAAGGUAUAAAAGCAGUACCCUUGAGGACACCGGCCCAUUUGUAUGAAUAAAGACCGCCCCCUAAAUGGAUGCUUCCUUCAGAUAAACACCUAGUACUUUGUGCAUUUGAGGCAAUACGGUACAUUUGAUCAUACAACCCUAUUUGUACAAAUGAAGACCUCUUCUCAAACAGAUGCUGCCUUCAAAUAAACGUACUUCCUACAGUUGUGUAACGCAGUUCUUCCGGCACCUAUUUGAGGAACUGGAAGCUGGACUUUACAGGUUACCACACCAUUUGUACAAAUUGUUCAACUAGACUCCUUCUUCCAAUAAACACUUGAUGCUCUUUGAAGUUGAGUAACAAAACGCCCUCUAUGUGGUAUCUUUGAGGGUAACACACCAUUUGUACAUUUGUACACUUUUCUUUAAUGGACGCUUCCUUCAACUAAAUGCCUGAUACUUUCUGCAGUUGGGUGACUACAAGGCCUCCACUCACAAAAUUAGGCAAUACAUGUACCAAAGCAGUACCUAUACCACCCUAUUUGUGCAAAUAAUUGCCUCAUCUCUAGUAAAUACCUCAGUUGAUCAACUGCAUACCCUCUGACACUAAUUGAGAAAAGCCAGUUACAAAAGCAGGAGGAUACAACCCCUUUUGUACAAAUAAAGGCCCCCUCUCAAAUGGACGCCUCCUUCAACAAGGACUUGAAUAAUUCACACAUACUUAUGCGCAUCAACCACAAGCACUUGUUAUGCUAUUGUCACAGCAUCCUUUAAUACCCAACACUCACCUUGCUUUUCCAAUUCAGAUGCUUCCCCCGGGAUGAUGGGCACAUAAUUAGCCUGUAUGUCCAUGUGGUUAUGUGCGCUAAUCUGCAUAGAAGAAAAGGUCAGGAGUAGAUCACCUGAAGUCAGCGCCAUCACUACAUUAUAUAAGAAAAGAUAAUCCCGUAUAGCAGCCUUUGCGAGGCAUCAUGACUCAACAUGAUGCAACAUAAUUCCAUAUAACUCAGAGCGGUGCGACCUUAUGAAAGACGUAAGAGUUCAUAUGUGAGCAGGAAACAUCAUUACGCUUGCAGUGAUCCGCACGGACUGUUAAGGCGACAAGGCAUCAAAGCUUUCCACUUGCUCCAAUAAGUCUGAUUUUCCAGCAAGAGUUGUUGUAGAAUGUUGUAAAUAAUCUGUCUUUAAUAAAAAGAAGAUGUUAAUAUAUGUUGAAAUAAAAUAUAAUUAUGCACCACAUCUGAUGGCUUCUGGGGUGUUUGUUCAUUGCAUCAG
Dunckerocampus dactyliophorus (ringed pipefish) is the source of this 8239-nucleotide messenger RNA. It is a transcript of the gene sbk1, whose product is annotated as SH3 domain binding kinase 1. The transcript has 4 exons. Gene Ontology annotation, molecular function: ATP binding; protein serine/threonine kinase activity. Gene Ontology annotation, biological process: peptidyl-threonine phosphorylation; peptidyl-serine phosphorylation. Bases 536 to 1852 code for a protein of 438 amino acids. Lineage: Eukaryota; Metazoa; Chordata; Actinopteri; Syngnathiformes; Syngnathidae. The record is from RefSeq and is a predicted model, not a curated record.